Struthio camelus australis is the source of this 6617-nucleotide messenger RNA. It is a transcript of the gene KATNIP, whose product is annotated as katanin interacting protein. The record is from RefSeq and is a predicted model, not a curated record. NCBI's taxonomy places the organism in Eukaryota, Metazoa, Chordata, Aves, Struthioniformes, Struthionidae.
GGGUCUCCGCCGUGCGGGGGGACCUGCGAGUCCCCCCCCCGCGCUGCCUCGAACUAGAAGAAAUGUUUUGGGACUAGUUUAAACUCCCCAGGGUAUAAAACGGGACCUAGUUAACCACAGCUUGCAGCAACGACUUGGGAGCGCUUGGUGGGAAUUGCUGGGAAGAGCACACGUUUCCUGAAAGGCAAGCAAGGUUUACAUUAAGGACAUGGUGACUGAUUUUGAUGAAAAACAUGAUGAGUAUUUAAUAUCCCUUCAGCAGAGAAACCGGAUACUGAGACAAUUAAAAAGAAAAGACCCUAUACAAAUCAAACUGGAGCGGUUAGAACAAGGAUUUUGUCUGUAUAUGAAUGGAGCUAAUUCAGAGCCAAGAAAUUAUUCCAAAAAAUUCAACUCACAAGGCUACCCUAAAACUGAAGCAAGGACCGCCAGGACAAGUGCAGCCCAGCUAGAAGAGAGGGACUUGCGAGAACGGAGCACACAGACUGCACCAAGCAAAACAAAGCGCAAAGGAUGGCUUCAGAAAACUGUGGAGAUUAAAACAGAAAGUGGAUCUAAACUCUGCAUUAAACCUCCUCCUGAGUACUCUGAGGAUUUUGAACCUUAUGAAAGCGUGAACAUGGAGACAGAUGAUGAUGAUGAUGAUGAUGCUCUCUGCUACUCCCAGAAUUUCAUGUCUUCCAGUAGCAGUCCAUCCAGUAACUUUAAAGACUCAACCCUGAACUCCAUUACACAACUUUGCAGUGACAGUAAAAAGGAAAAAAUAUUAUUAAGUAUUGAGGACAUAAAGGAUCUGAGAAGAAGCUUGCAGAUCAGUAUAGAAGAGAAAAGGAUGGAGGAGAAAUCUUUUAGUGAUGAUUAUGACUCUGUUGAAGAGGAUGUGUUUUCAGAAUCAUCUCCUACUGAGGAAACAAUUGCAAGCUUUGGAGGCCUUCAGUUGCAUAGCAAUAAAUCAUUGCAGAAAGAAACUUCUGAACAUCAGGAGGCUGGGAGACGCUCUAGCCUUGAUUCUGGUGCUCUUAUUGUGUUGGAGUUCAAGCAGGAUCAAAGUAAUGUGAAACCGGUACGAGUUUGCUCUGCAAAAAGAAAAGAUAAUGCUGAAACAUACGUUCCCGUCAGACCAAUCGUGGUGAAAAAUGAAAUACCUCGGCCGCUCUCUGCUGAGUCUUUGCAGCAGGAAAGACAGGAAAAAACUUGCUUGAGACCACUAAGUCGACCAGAAAGACCACUUUCAGCCACUCGGAAGAACGUGUGUGAGAAGGAUCCUGAGCUCUCUGUUUCUGCCGUUAUUAAAGCUAUGCAAAUUGAAAAUGAAGUAUUGCAGAAAGAUUUGCAAAGGCGAUCAGUUUCCGCAAGCCAUGAGAAGAUACUUCCUGUUUCGUCUGGUUUUGUUUCUGCCAUGGCUGAACCUUCAGAAAAAAGUCGGACGACUGCAGUUGCAAAAGCUGUUGAAAGGAUAAGUCUUUUUGGAAGCAGGCAACAGAAGAAACUUCUGAAAGUUCUUCAGGAUAUUGAGAGCCGUUCUGCCUGUGAUAAGGACAUAUUCUUACCUGAGGAAAAAUCUGAAGCAGGUUCCACAGUGAGAGAGAGGGUCCAGAUGACAACCAGCAUGGAAAUUCGGGAUGCCAUCUAUGUGACCAUGGAAAUUCUUUCUAACUGGGGAAAUCCAGUACAUGUGGGCUUGAGAGAGGUGGAGUUCUUCGAUUUAUAUAACGAUAAGAUAUUUGUCUCUCCUCAUGAUGUGGACAUUCGAAAUACUGACUACCCAGGGGAUUUGUGCUGCUUGGUCAAUAAGAAAUUAAGUACCGCGAAGGAAAGCUUCCUUUGGAUGUGCCCUUUCUAUCCGCCCAUUCAGCUUUACUUUGUUAUCCGCAAUCCCACUCGGUCACGUGACUUUGGUAUAUCCAAGAUCAAGAUUUGGAAUUACAACACAACAGCUCUUAGUGACCUUGAUGUAGGAGCAAAGAAAGUGAAGUUAUAUGUUGAUGAGAACCUGAUAUUUGAUGGUGAAUUAGAGAGAGGCUCUGGAGAGCUCAUCACUGACUGUAGCACUACAAUUGACCUUGCACAUCAUGGACAAAGUGUCGCUGCACAUUCUUCAAAUGAAGAGGAAGAAAUAAAUGCAGCAGCACUCAUAGACAAUAAAGAGGACCUAUAUUUAAAACACCUACAGCCAAGCAAUACUUCACUAUACUGGAAGUCUCUGCCAGAGGAAAAUCAUCUUGAGGAUAAGAUGAACUCUAUCAGCUUUGUGAAGGAAAACUUGACUGAGUUAGAGGAUGAUCUAAAAGAGUUACCAUCUCACGUUUGUAUGAAAGAUACCAAAGAGGAUGCAACAGUACCAACAGUUACACAGCAUAUUCAAUCUGAUGAACUUCCUUUGAGUGAGGAAAUGGAAAAACUAACAGGAAGAAAACUGUCUGAAUCUGCUGAUGCGCUUCCUUCUUGGUUACAGUCCCCGUCCCAGGUAACAGAGAAUAAUCAAGGUAUUUCCAGUAAGCAGAAGCCUUUGUGGCUUGCUACAGAACAUUGUUUAGGCUUGAGAUUUCAAACACAGUCAGAUGGAAUCACGAGAAACUUUUCAGGUCUGACUAAUGAGGAUGUCAAAUGUCAGAAAAAUGAAUUGGGAAGAUCCGGCAGUAGAAAUCUAGCAAACAGAGAUGAGAGGUCACAAAUGCUAACCAGAAAAGAUGGCAGUGUUGGCUUGGACAUUUUGGAGCAGCUUUCUAACAAACAUUGCUACAACUUAGAGUAUCCUACAAGUGGAAGGAGAAGCGUCAAAUAUGGAAGAAAGGAUAUGGAAGAAUAUCAAAUAUGGAAGAAAGCGUCAAAUAUGGAAGAAAGGUUAAGCGCUAUAAAUGUUGGAGAAUGUGAUUCAGCACUCAAAGAUGAAGACUUCUCUAUCAAGGGCAUAGCAACCUCUAGAGCAAGAUGGCACAGUGAACAAGAGCAUACUCUUCAGGAGUCCUGGAACUCCUUGGUAAAGUUUAAUUAUUCCCAUCGUGGCCGAAUCUCUAACAUGGAUUUUCAAGGGGAUAUCUUUGAUGAGUUUCUCCAUCAGCAGAAAAUCAACCGGCUUGGAGAAUAUCAGCUAAUGAGAAAAGACGAACUACAAACACUACCAAAAAGGCAAGAAGAAGAAAAUUCUAUGGAGAUGGAUGAUGGAAAUGAUUUCAAAAUCCCUGUUUUGCCUUAUGGGCAGCACUUAGUGAUAGACAUUCAAACAACAUGGGGAGACAGGCAUUAUGUUGGUCUUAAUGGAAUUGAAGUUUUCAGCUCUAAAGGAGAGCCUGUUCAAAUUUCAAAAAUAACAGCUAAACCGCCUGAUAUAAAUAUUUUACCAGCUUAUGGCAAAGAUCCCAGAGUAGUAACCAACCUAAUUGAUGGGGUAAAUCGGACGCAGGAUGAUAUGCAUCUCUGGCUAGCACCAUUUACCCCUGGAAAACGUCACUUUAUCUUUAUUGACUUUGUGAAUCCCUGUCAAGUAGCUAUGAUUAGGAUUUGGAAUUAUAAUAAAUCUCGCAUACACUCUUUCAGAGGUGUGAAAGACAUUGUAAUGGAGUUAGAUGAACAAUGCAUCUUUAAAGGAGAAAUUGCAAAAGCUUCAGGAACCUUGUCUGGAGCUCCAGAGCACUUUGGGGAUACUAUAUUGUUCACUACUGAUGAUGAUAUUCUUGAAGCUAUAUACUGCUAUGAUGAGACAUAUGAUGGAGAGAUGGAAAAUGCCUGUUCCUUGAGAUAUGAAGAAGAGCUAAAGAGGCCAACAACUGCUGAUGGGGAGGGAGAUGAAAGACCUUUUACACAAGCAGGGUUAAGAACAGAGGAUCAACAGGUUCAAGAGCAGGUAAUUGUGUCAGACCCUCUCUCUGAAUUUACACCCAAGGAACCAGGGAUAUUUACUGGAAAGUGCCUACAGCUGAAUUUUACCAUGACCUGGGGAGACUCUCAUUACCUAGGACUGACUGGACUUGAAGUGAUAGGAAAGAAUGGUCAAGCAUUAAAAAUAACUACAGAACAGAUUUCUGCUUUACCCCAAGACUUAAAUGAUCUUCCAGAGUGUAUGGGAGAUUCCAGGACAUUAGAAAAGUUAAUAGAUGGGACUAAUAUCACGGUUGAGGAUGACCAUAUGUGGCUUAUUCCCUUCUCUUUUGGAGAAGAUCAUCUGUUCACAAUCUAUUUUGAUAAAAUUGAAAGUAUUGCAGGGCUUCGCUUUUGGAACUAUAAUAAAUCUCCAGAGGAUACCUACAGAGGGGCUAAGGUAGUCCACGUUUCGCUGGAUGGUUGCAGCAUCUCCCCGCCGGAGGGCUUUCUUAUCCGCAAGGGACCAGGCAACUGCCACUUUGAUUUUGCUCAAGAAAUUCUCUUUGUUGACUACCUGCAGCCCCAGCUGAUUACUAGAGCACAUAGGAGGACUGGUUCAAAGAGAAUGGAACAAGCUAGUAUGGACUAUGAAGCACCCUUAAUGCCAUGUGGUUUUAUUUUCCAGUUUCAGCUUCUGACGAGUUGGGGUGAUCCAUACUACAUUGGCUUGAAUGGACUAGAGUUUUUUAAUGAACAUGGAGACCAAAUCUUGCUAACUGAAAACAAUAUUGCUGCUUUUCCAGAUAGCGUCAACAUUUUAGAGGAUGUGUCUGGAGACAUCCGAACUCCAGACAAACUCAUUGACGGAGUAAAUGACGCAACUGAUGGCAGACAUAUGUGGCUUGCACCAAUUCUUCCUGGUGUGGUGAAUAGGGUAUAUGUUAUUUUUGAUGUGCCUACUACUGUGUCAAUGAUCAAGUUAUGGAAUUAUGCCAAAACACCGCAGAGAGGUGUGAAGGAAUUUGGUCUUCUUGUGGAUGACUUGCUUGUGUACAAUGGAAUCCUGGAUAUGGUGAACCAUGUAGUAUCAGGCAUCCUACCCACCUGUGAUCCGGUGGUCCCGUAUCAUACCAUUCUCUUUACAGAUGAUGAGAAGAUUUGCCAUCAGGAGAAGAGGACUAUUAUUAGCAAUCAUGUGGGGGAUCAGGAUGUACGAAUGAUGAAUGAAAAUCAAAUUGUCACAAACACCAAAAAGAAGCAGGUUAUGGCUGAUCCAGCUUUACGUCCAAAAACCUGCAUAUGCGAUAAAGGACUACUGAGGAGGAAAAGAUAACAAGGGAUUGCGUUUGGAAAGUCCUGAAUAUAUCCAGUCCUAGAUAUUUGCCAUCUAGUUCUCCAGGAUAUGCAUCAUCUGAAUAGAAGAUAUUUCCUGCGUGAUACUGCUGAGCCUCCUCUUGUCUUGUGAGAGGAAGUUUUAUUCACUACAGGAAAUGUUGUUCAGUAAUGAAUUUUGAAGUAUGGACUUAGUUUUCUGGGUUUUUUUUUUUAUUAUUUUUUUAUUUUUAUUGUCAUCAUAUCUAUUGUCUGAAUUGUUUCCCCUCUUGAUUGAAAAUCCAGGGAGGAAGGAAUGUAAAUGAAUACAAACCUUAUUGCUAGUUGAUGCCUGUUCCUGCCAAGGACCAAGAAUUUGGGUGAAGCAAGGAUGGUCAUAGCAAGAAGUUUUACAGAGCAUCUUUCAGGCUUUAAUUCUUAAAUGCUAGCUGGCUGAUCACAAAGCUCCCUACUAGACGGAAGCUUCUGCUGUGUUUCUGUUCAAGCAGCCUGUAAACAGUUCUUUGGAAAAUGCACUUAUUAGGAUAAAUAUUCUCUAUCUCUGUCUGGGCUGCCACUCUACCUUUUCAUGCCCUGGCUCUAUCCAUGAACUGACAUUGGAAGAGUUUCCCUUGGGCAGCAGAAGUGUGGUAAUUGCCUUUAGAAAAUGGAGACCAGGAAAUGGGUUUAUCAAGGUUUGAUAAGUAAGUUUCAGCUGUCACUUCUGUUACUUUUUACAGUGAAAUAAGGAUUUCUUCCAUUAUUUCACUAUCCUGAAAAAAGCAAAAAUGUGCUUUGUCUGAAGUCCUAUCCACUGGCGCUCUACGAUUCCUUCAGAGUCCUACUGCUAUAGAGCAAUACUCUCUUCUCCUACUUUACCUGCACUUGGUUAUGUGAACAACGAGGACAUACCACUGUGCUGCAUCAACAAGAUCUGUUGCCAACAACAGAUCAUCCCCUUUGAGAAACACCAAAGGCAUGUUAGCUAGUAGGUGGUGAUGGGUUAACUGCAUUUUGAAAGCACACAAUACCCUGAAUGUGUAGACAGAUAACUGAAAACUCUUAUCAAAUAAUCAGGUUGCAGGAUUUAUAGCUACGCAAAUGUACUUCUCACUGAAAACUUAUCAGUGAUAACCUAUCAAUCUCUUCAUUAGAAAAAAUUCUUCCUUUCCCAUUUAGAGUCCCCAGUUUUCAGAGAAGUGAAAACUCUGAAAUCAGUGAAUGCUUUUAGAUGUGAAAGAGAGACACUAUUGCAGCUCCUGACAGAGCAGCCAAAAGUAUUGCUUUUCUUUCUAUACUACAUCAGGAGUGCGAUAUCUUGUAUAUAUGCUUUAAAAAGUGUACUUUGUAGCUGUUGCCUUUUAAGCAAAAUAGCAAUGCAUUUCCCAGAUUCCUGUGCAUUGAUGAAGCAGCAAAAUAUAUUUUGUACUAAAUGCAAAACACUUUUUACUUCUAAAUGUCGAUGUAUAUUUCUUUAUAAUGUCAAUAAAAGUUACAGAAUUGAA